AUGACCGAAGCGGCUGUAUCAACCAAGCACAUAACAGUAAAAUUAGAUGGAACAGAGGAUGAUAAGCCCGAAAAUGAGAGCACGGUGAAGCUCUCUAGGCGAGCAAUGCGCAGGGAAAAGCGUCACAUGCAAAUGGUAGAGCGCAAGGAGCUAAAAAAACUGAGACACCAGGAGGAGCAGCGCGCCAAGAAGGCUAAAGGAAUCAUUUCGCCAUCUGUGGAGCUGGACAUGAGCGACACAGCCAUCCUACGGCGCAGGGAGCGCAAUAUUGCUAAGCGAGAGACACUUCUGAUGGCUGCUGAGGAAGGCAGUAAGGUGGUGAUAGAUUGCGCGUUUGACGAUAAGAUGUCCGAAAAAGAGAAGAAGAGUCUUUCGCAGCAGAUAAUGUUUUCGUAUGGAGUGAAUAGGCGAAGUUCCAUGCCUAUGAACGUGUAUAUUACUUCGCUGCACGGUGACGUGAGGAAAAACUUAGAGAAAAUAAGCGGUUUUCACGAGUGGCAGACGUUUGCCGAGUCAUCGUUAAGCUACAUGGAUAUAUUUAAAAAAGAAUCACUCGUUUAUCUCACUGCUGACUCACCCAACACCAUCACAAAGCUGUGCCGUGAUAAGGUGUACAUCAUUGGCGGCAUUGUAGAUCGCAACCGCUUAAAAGGAAUCACAUACGAAAAGGCGAUAAAACAGGGCAUUGAAACUGCAAAGCUUCCGCUCGACGCUGUUGUAGAUAUGGGCUCAGCUACGCGUGUGCUGACUGUGAAUCAUGUGUUUGAGAUUCUUACACACUUUUCCAAAGUGAAGAACUGGGCUCAGGCCACUUUAGCGACGCUUCCAUCACGCAAAGGCGUCCAUUUCAAAGAAACUUCAUAA
Messenger RNA from Plasmopara halstedii, 864 nucleotides. Its product is annotated as rna (guanine-9-)-methyltransferase domain-containing. Gene Ontology annotation, biological process: tRNA N1-guanine methylation. The transcript is spliced from 5 exons. NCBI's taxonomy places the organism in Eukaryota, Oomycota, Peronosporomycetes, Peronosporales, Peronosporaceae. Bases 1 to 864 code for a protein of 287 amino acids. The record is from RefSeq and is a predicted model, not a curated record. Gene Ontology annotation, cellular component: nucleus. Gene Ontology annotation, molecular function: tRNA binding.